CUGAUGUGUCACCGAGUGGCCCCAGUCCCGGAGCAGGUCGCGAUCCAGAAGCUGAACAGGAACUGAUCGGGAUCUUGUCUCGGAGUGGCUGGUGAUCCAGUCCCGGAGCCGAUCUCAGGAUGUUGCCACUGUUGAAGCAGGUGGCUCUGGGCCAAGGCUCUAUCCGGGCCUACCUCUGGUUCUUCGUCAUUGCCCUGGCCUUGACUGCCAUCAUCAAGGCUGCACUCGGUGCCCUCGACCUGCUGAGGCGUUUCCGGGACAACACCAGGAGGUUGAGGUGUUUUGAAAGUCCGCCCAGGAGGAGCUGGCUGAUGGGGCACCUGGGAAUGGUCAAUCCCGAUGAGGAAGGCAUGAGAAAGAUCGCAGAGCUGGUUUUGACAUUCCCACUCACCAUGAAGACGUGGCUGGGACCAGCUUUGCCACUGAUCUCGCUGUUCCACCCCGAUUACAUUAAGCCUGUCCUGUUGGCAUCAGGUAUUCAGUCAAAGCCCGAGCCGAUGAGUAUUGAGUAAGGUACUGGGAGAGGCUGUGGACACCUCAGUCCUCCCAAGGUACUGACUGAGACAAUCAGAAUGGGAUCCUGUCCAACAGGGAGAGGCAGACAGGCCAAGACAGAGGGAUGGGACAGGCAAGUGG
Chiloscyllium plagiosum (whitespotted bambooshark) is the source of this 636-nucleotide messenger RNA. The record is from RefSeq and is a predicted model, not a curated record. Lineage: Eukaryota; Metazoa; Chordata; Chondrichthyes; Orectolobiformes; Hemiscylliidae.